AUGCUAAUCGAUGGAAGACGGGAUGAAACCAGUUCGUAUCAAGCCCGAGAUAUAGAAACCACCCACGUACACACAGAAACAACGAACCGCUUGCAAUCGAAGUCUGAUAACAAGACUUGCAACAAUUGUGGAGGAGAAUGGCCGCACAAAAAUCAAUGCCCCGCACAAGGGAAAACAUGUCGCAAGUGCAACAAACCGAACCACUUUCAAUCAGUUUGUAGGAGCUCAAAAUUAUCGAAGCAGAAACAAAGACGUCCUGCACAUUCUCGCAAAUCACAUGCAGCGGUGAGACCUUUGCAGCAUGAGGAUAAUUCUAGUGACGAGGAAUACCUGUAUACGGUCUCAAAUGGCAACGACAAAUUAUCAAAACGCAGCCCUGUGGUUAAUGUUGUGGUCGAGGGUCACAAGUUCAACAUGAUAUUGGACACCGGAUCCACAAUCAACGUUAUCGAUAGAAAUACUUUCGAAAAGAUGCACGGAGUCAAGUUACAACAAACCAAAAUAAAAGCUUUUCCAUUCAACUCUUCGAAACCAGUUUGUUUUAUAGGAAAAUUUGAAUCGAUGAUCACAACAAAAUCUCGCUAUGGAGUUGCAACAUUUUAUGUCCUAAAAGAUCGUAAUGCUGGUUGUUUACUUUCAGCCAAUACAGCACAAGAACUUGGAGUCAUAACGCUGAAAUUGAACAAACUUUCAGUUUCAGCAACCCCUACAAAACAUAUUGAUCCGCAAAUUGAUGCCAUAAUUCAACGUUUCAACAAAGUCUUUGAAGGAACUGGUAAACUGAAGGGGUACUCGGUGAAGCUAAACAUCGACGAAAAGACAAUACCACGUGCACAACCGCAAAGGAGAAUUCCUUUUCAUUUGAGAAAGAAAGUUAAAGAAGCUGUCACCCAGCUGGAAAAAGAGGGGAUCAUUGAAGCUGUGCCAGAAAACGCGCCUUCGCAGUGGGUAUCUCCAAUCGUCGUAGUACCGAAAAAGGAUGGAUCUGUUCGUCUUUGCGUAGAUAUGCGUGUGCCAAAUACUGCAAUAAAACGUGUACGUUAUCCGAUCCCUACAUUGAAUGAUAUCAGCAUUCAACUCAAUGGUGCCAAAUAUUUCAGUAAAUUGGAUCUAAACCAAGCUUACCACCAGCUACCAUUACACAUAGACAGUCGUUUUAUCACUACCUUCAGCACACACGUAGGACUUUAUCGAUACACUUGUCUCAAUUAUGGGACAAAUGCUGCUAUGGAAAUUUUCCAGCAUGUUUUACAAGAAACUUUACAAGGUAUAAAUGGAGUGCUGAACAUCGCAGAUGACAUCGUAGUUUUUGGCAAAACUCGCAAGGAACACGAUUUAGCUUUGCAAAAUUGUUUGCAACGUCUGCAUUCAAAAUGCCUUACGCUAAAUCUCAAGAAAUGUAACUUUCUACAGAAAUCAAUUCAGUUUUAUGGACAAAUUUUCACAGAACAUGGUACGCAGCCAGAUCCAGCACGCAUAAGGGAUCUUCAGAAUGCACCAAUACCUACCAGCAUCAAAGAGGUACGAAGCCUGCUCGGAAUGGCAAACUAUAGUGCUAAGUACAUCCAAGAUUUUGCGACGCUCACUGCACCACUUCGAGAGUUGACAAAAAAGAAUACACCAUUCGUAUGGCAAGCAGUUCAACAGAAAGCAUUUGAAAACAUAAAAUUGGCUCUGUCUGAAGCUCCCGUUACGUCGUAUUUCGAUACCAAUAAAGAAACUUUCGUUACGGUGGACGCAAGUCCCGUAGGUGUAUCUGCAAUUUUGAGUCAAGCAACCAAGAACAGUGAUGAUUACAAGGUUGUUGCUUACGCCAGUCGUGGACUGUCCGAUACUGAGAAACGAUACUCGCAAACGGAAAAAGAGGCUCUAGCCAUCGUUUGGGCCGUAGAACAUUUUCAUUUGUUCCUAUAUGGCAACGAAUUUACUUUGAUUACAGAUCACAAACCUUUGGAAACCAUUUACGGCAGUUCAACCUCUAAGCCGUCCGCGAGGGUUGAGCGAUGGGUUUUGCGACUACAACCUUAUUCGUUUAAAGUGCAGUACAAGGCAGGAAGCGAGAACUCUGCUGAUUAUCUAUCCAGACACCCCUCCAGUCAACAAUCGCGAAAACAAGAAAGAAUUGCGGAGGAGUACGUAAACAUGAUUACGAGUCACUCUGUGCCUAAAGCUAUGUCGCUAGACGAAAUAGCGAGUGCUACCAACACUGACAAGACAUUGCAAGCAUUGCGAGCCGCUAUACGAACAAAUAGAUGGCAAGCAUCUGAUCGUUUAAAGCCUUAUUGUGCAAUCAACGAUGAGCUCACUGUUGGUGCGAAGGGAAUUGUUUUGAGAGGAACACGUUUAGUUAUACCAGAGUCACUUCAGCAACGAGCUAUAGAUAUUGCCCAUGAAGCUCACCAAGGUCUUUCCAAAACAAAAAGUCUAUUACGAGAAAAAGUAUGGUUCCCCGGUAUGGACAACCUAGUUCAGCAUACCCUAGAUUCGUGCCUGACUUGUCAAAUUGUCGGCAAACCAUCGCCACCAGAACCUCUGCAACAAACUGAUUUUCCUAAAGGACCAUGGGAAACUGUUCAUAUCGAUUUCUGUGGACCGCUUCCUUCAGGAGAUCAUCUUUUAGUCGUCAUUGAUCGUUAUUCGCGAUUUCCGGAAACCGAAAUUGUGCGAUCCACGAAAGCAUCAACUGUCAUUCCGAAGCUGGACAAAAUAUUUUCGGUACACGGCAUACCACGUGAAUUAAAGACAGAUAACGGUCCACCAUUCUCGAGUGAAGAGUUUGCACGAUAUGUAAAUAUCCUCGGUAUAAACCAUAAACCUGUCACACCUUACUGGCCGCAGGCAAAUGGAGAAGUCGAACGCUUUAAUCAGCCUCUCAUCAAAGCCGUACAAAGCGCAGUGGCAGAUGGUAAGGUAUGGCAACAAGAACUGAACCGUUUCUUGUUCCAGUAUCGUAAUACACCUCACAGCACAACGAAAAUUGCGCCAUCAGAGUUGUUAUUCAACAGGAAAGUACAAGGAAAAUUCCCUACUUUAGAGAAGCAUCGCGUAAUAAAUCGACACAAAGAAGCUAGAAUAAACGAGGAACGCAGUCGAUCAUACCAAGAAACAUAUGCAAAUAAACGCAGAAAAGCAAGGAAGAGCAACCUUCAAGUUGGAGAUACUGUUCUUGUCCGCCAACAAAAAAGGGACAAACUAACGACACGAUUCAGCAAAACGCAAUACAAAGUCGUAAACCGUAAAGGUACGCAGAUAACUGCAGAAGACAGUAAUCAUCGUCGUGUAACUCGCAACGUAUCAUUUUUUAAAAAUUACGCGCUCAGAUGUCGGAUUCCGAAGAUGCCAAUCAAUCAAAUCGAGCCACAUACGCUUGUGAACAAGAGGUUCCUAGACCUGCUGAAAGACUAG
Rhopilema esculentum is the source of this 3405-nucleotide messenger RNA. The record is from RefSeq and is a predicted model, not a curated record. NCBI's taxonomy places the organism in Eukaryota, Metazoa, Cnidaria, Scyphozoa, Rhizostomeae, Rhizostomatidae.